AUGCUAACCGCUAGGAGUUUUAAAUUGACAUAUUUCAAAAGAUCUCUCUCACAACUAAGUCACAUCAAGCCUCCCAAGCAUAUUAGAAAUGAACCUAUAAAGCCAUUUGGAAAUACUGAUUUAAAGGAUUGGGACUUGCUGAGGGCCUCUCUUAUGAAAUUCAAGAGUUCUUCUUUAGAGGUGCCACUAGUCAUCAAUGGCGAAAGAAUAUACGACAAUAAUGAAAGAGCCUUGUUCCCGCAGACUAACCCCGCGAAUCAUCAGCAGGUGUUGGCAAACGUCACUCAGGCUACUGAAAAGGACGUUAUAAAUGCUGUGAAAGCAGCCAAGGAUGCCAAAGAGGAUUGGUACAAGCUACCAUUUUACGAUAGGUCUGCCAUUUUCUUGAAAGCCGCUGACUUGAUUUCUACCAAGUAUCGUUAUGAUAUGUUAGCUGCUACUAUGCUGGGACAAGGCAAAAAUGUGUACCAAGCAGAGAUAGAUUGUAUUACCGAAUUGUCCGAUUUUUUCAGAUACUACGUCAAGUAUGCCUCAGAUCUAUAUGCUCAGCAACCCCUGGAAUCAGCAGAUGGUACCUGGAACAAAGCUGAAUAUAGGCCAUUAGAAGGGUUUGUUUAUGCAGUUUCACCAUUCAAUUUUACUGCUAUUGCAGCAAACUUAAUUGGUGCCCCCGCUCUUAUGGGUAAUACCGUUGUAUGGAAACCAUCUCAAACCGCUGCUUUGUCAAACUAUCUAUUGAUGACUGUUUUGGAGGAAGCAGGAUUGCCAAAGGGUGUUAUUAAUUUCAUCCCAGGUGAUCCUGUUCAAGUCACCAACCAGGUACUGGCUGAUAAAGACUUCGGAGCCCUACAUUUUACCGGCUCUACCAAUGUUUUCAAGAGUUUGUAUGGUAAAAUCCAAAAUGGUGUUGUCGAAGGGAAAUACAGAGAUUAUCCACGUAUUGUUGGUGAGACUGGUGGAAAAAAUUUUCAUUUAGUUCACCCAAGUGCCAACAUCUCACAUGCGGUGCUCUCAACUAUUAGAGGUACUUUUGAAUUCCAAGGUCAAAAGUGCUCUGCGACUUCCAGGUUGUAUCUACCAGAGUCAAAAAGUGAGGAAUUCUUAUCCGAUAUGUUUGGCAUCCUACAACAGCAAAACGUUGUUCCAAUGAACACCUCUGCAAGUCCAAUAUCGGGUGGAAAUUUACGUGGAUUCUUAGGUCCCGUGAUCCAUGAACAGAGUUUCGACAAAUUAGUUAAAGUAAUCGAAGAAGCAAAGAAAGACCCUGAGUUGGAAAUCCUUUACGGGGGUCAAUACGAUAAAAGUCAAGGCUGGUUUGUUGGACCCACAAUAAUCAAAGCAAAGAGACCAGACCAUCCAUACAUGUCAACCGAAUUCUUUGGUCCUAUAUUAACAGUUUAUGAGUAUCCUGAUCUAGAAUUCAACAAAAUUUGUGAUGUUCUCGAUAAAACAAGUCAGUACGCUUUAACUGGUGCGAUUUUUGCCAAAGACCGUAAAGCAAUCGAAUAUGCGGAUGAAAAACUGAAGUUUAGUGCAGGUAAUUUUUACAUCAACGACAAGUGUACUGGCGCGGUUGUGUCUCAGCAGUGGUUUGGUGGUGCAAGAAUGAGUGGUACUGACGACAAAGCCGGUGGUCCAAACAUUUUAAGUAGAUUUGUCAGUAUUAGAAACACUAAGGAGAACUUCUACGAAUUGACCGAUUUCAAAUAUCCAUCUAACUACGAGUAA
Saccharomyces kudriavzevii IFO 1802 is the source of this 1728-nucleotide messenger RNA. It is a transcript of the gene PUT2, whose product is annotated as 1-pyrroline-5-carboxylate dehydrogenase. NCBI's taxonomy places the organism in Eukaryota, Fungi, Ascomycota, Saccharomycetes, Saccharomycetales, Saccharomycetaceae. The record is from RefSeq and is a predicted model, not a curated record. Gene Ontology annotation, molecular function: L-glutamate gamma-semialdehyde dehydrogenase (NAD+) activity. The coding region runs from base 1 to 1728 and encodes 575 amino acids. Gene Ontology annotation, cellular component: mitochondrial matrix. The transcript has a single exon.